GGCGGUCGCCGAUUUAAAGUCACCAAGUUGGCUUAACACUAGUCUUAUCAAUGAUUUAACACCUAGAAAUAAUCAAGUGCCAAGUGAAGCAAUACAAAAAGCAACAAGUAUGCAGAAAUUUAAAAGCAAAACGAACAAUCCAGAGCUGCGAUCUCUGCUCCUCAUCGGUGUCUUCGCUGUCUGCUGUUUGGGUGUGGUACAAGCGGCACUGGUGCCUCCAAACAGCCAGCAAAUCUUCAAGCUGCAGAAUACUGUGAGUCUACAGGGCUUAAGUGGCACCGAGGAGACGAGAUACACCUUCGAGACCGAACUGAAGAUCAAUUCGGUAUGGAGCCAGGGCGAGGAUCAGCUGCUGGAGGUGUCCUUCAGCGGGAGUCGCGUGAGUGCGCCCGGCCUGGACCAUCAGGUGGAGCGUCCGAUUAGCCAGAUACCCGACAGACCCUUCUACAUCAGCCUGGUCCAGGGACAGCCGCAUCAAGUGAUUGCCCACACUGGUCGGGAUCAGUCCCUGUUGAAUCUGGAGCGGGGCAUCGCCUCCCUGCUGCAGCUACGCUUCGAGGGCAGCGAGGAGCUCGAUGUGUCUGGCCACUGUCGUGUCGCGUACAAUGUUAAAUCGUCGACGAGCUUGGAAAAAAGGAAGAUGGAUUGCGCGCUCUGGGAUCUGCGCGUAAACUACCAUCCGGAAGAGGCUCUCGGCGUAUCUCAGCUGUCCCAAGAGCAAGUCAGCUACGAGCUGUCCGCAGAUGGAGCCCUGCUGCGGGCCGAGUCUGUGGAGACGCACCGCCUGACCCUGGUCGCCAAGCCAGAUGCUGGAAGCACUGUGCAAAGCAGCCUGCUCCUACAGCAUGCGUACCAGGGAGCAGAAGAGGUGCCACAGCUUGAUGUACCCAGCCUGGAGGCGGCCAUUGAGAGUCUAUUGGAGUGGUAUCGCGUGUUUCAGCUGGAGGCGGAUGUGGACAGUAGCAUUAGUGAGCUAAAGCAGCAAAAUCUUGAAAAACUGCUGGCACAAUCGGAAGAUCAGCUGCAAGCCGAUGACGUGGGCAAAUCCUCGCUGGCCCUGCUGUACGUCCAGUUACUGCCGCUGGUACGCCUCACCAAGCAGCCGCAGUUCGAACAGCUGCUCCAGAAGCACACGAAAAUCUUGCCCCAAUUGGUGGAUCUGCUCGGAGCAGUGCAGACCUUCGAGGCCCACAAUGCCACCUUUAGUCAAUUCUACAGCGAUGCAGCGACCAAUACAGAGCAAUUGGAGCUGCUGGAGAAGUAUCUACAAUCGCUGGCCGUGGCCACGCAUCCAGAAAGACGAAUCAUCGAGCAUUUGUAUGGCCUCCUGAAGGUGGAUGCCACCAACAAGCAGUCAGCGCUGAGGGAAAGUAUCAUCCAAACGCUGGCCACGUUGACGCGACAGAGUGGCUUCGAUGGCAACGAUCUGCUGCUGCAGCAAGUGCGCGCUUUCCUCCUGGAGGGACUUGGCUCCAAGCAGCCCAUUUUGUACAUACGCGCCCUGCAGAAUCUCCAGGAUGUGGCCACUAUUGAGGCACUGCUAGAGCAGGCUCAGACACGGCAGGAGCCCAAUCUCGCGGUGGCCGCUUUACAGGCCCUGAAAUCGUUCCCUGCGAGAAGUUUCAAUGUCUCGCAUCGCCAGCAGUUCGAGAGCAUCUUCUACCAGCGACGACGACGCUUCGAUAGCUCUGCUCGCACCUUGGCUUUGGAUGUGCUGCUGGCCCUGCGACCCUCGGCCGAGCAGCUGGGCCACAUCCUCGACUAUUUAUCCUCAACAGACAGACAGUUUGAGAUUAAAACGUAUGUGCUGCAGAAGCUGGGCAUGCUGGCCGAGAUGUGUCCACGUUUUAGGGGACUCCUCAGGCAGGAGCUGGCCAAGCGGUCUAAGGUUAACAACUACCACGUAAUGGGACAAAAGGGCCUCACCACUGUCCUCAGGCGACAGCUCUCCCAGUCGCCCGCCUUCAACGAAUCGCUGCUUAGCACCCAGGAGGUGCAGCAGGGCAUCCUAAAGCGGGGUUCAGUGGAGUUUCUACUGCAGGCGGGCCAUGCCCAGGCCAGCAGCUUUAAGCUGGGCAUCUACACAGCCGGCCUGGGUGCGGUGGUGGGCGAUGGCGACGCUAGCGAUGAGAGCGAUCCCAUUCCCGCCGAUGAUGAGCUGGACAGCGGGGAGAGCGUCACCGCUGGCAUGGAGAUCAGUGUGCAGGGCUCUCAAUUGCGUCCACUGAUCUUUUUCAGCGGCCAAACAGAGCUGAUGGGUCAUGUGUGGGGCGGAACGGCUUCGGACUCGACGCCUGCGUAUCAGGCCACCACUUUGGCCCAGGAUCAUGAGCACUACAUAGUCCUGGCAUCGGGUGCCAGCCUCCAUUGGAGGGUACUCGGCGCCCGCAGUGUGGAUCUCAACGGAAAAGUGGGAUUCAGCUUGUGGAAUCGCAAUGCCCAGACGGAGAUACAGCAAAACACGGGCAGCGCUGUCGUGGGACAUGUGGCUGUGGGCUUCACCUAUGCGAAACUUGUGCAGGAUUUCACUUUGAGGCACGAACCGAAACUGAGUCUGCAGGCGGAUUUGGACUUUUACAGCGGCAUCAAGCUGUGCAUGCAACUGCAACGACCCGAACAGCUACUCAAGCAAACCAGCACUCGUUCGGUAUUUCUGCAAGAAGUGGGGCGGUCUUAUGCGAAACAUGUCCACUCCACAAUCAACCAUCGGACGCCCGGCUGCACUUUUGCCCUCAAUCAGAAGAACAAUGAGAUGUGCAACCUGAUAUUGAGCGAUUAGUAGAAUUACAAACCAAGAAACAAAAUGAGAUUUGAGAGAUUGCUUCCAUAACUUUUAUCAAUUUAACUGAAAUGCUAUGUAAAAAGCGCAGAGAUUAAGACUCGAUAUAGUUGUAAACUUGUAAGAACAAAGACAAUAUAAUUUUCAAUGCCAAA
Molecule: messenger RNA, 2934 nt
Organism: Drosophila persimilis
Lineage: Eukaryota; Metazoa; Arthropoda; Insecta; Diptera; Drosophilidae
Gene: Mtp
Product: microsomal triglyceride transfer protein large subunit
Exons: 6
Coding region: 110-2779 (889 amino acids)
Biological process (GO): lipoprotein metabolic process; lipid transport
Cellular component (GO): Golgi apparatus; endoplasmic reticulum; basolateral plasma membrane
Molecular function (GO): lipid binding
Source: RefSeq, a predicted model, not a curated record